AUGGGAUGUAGCGGGCGGCUGCUGGGACCCGCCGGGGGCCGCCGCGCCUCGCUGCUCCUCACCAUGAUCCUCUUCUUCACCUACUUCUUCUCCUGCCUGCCCGGGCCCUGCGAGCCGCUGCCGCCCGCCCUGCUGCUGCCGCCGCCCGCCGCGCUGCCCGCGGGGCCGGGGGAAGCGGCGGGGGGCUCGGGGGGCUCGGGGGGCUCGGGGGGCUCGGGGGGCGGCAGCCGCCGCUUCCCCCAGGCCAUCAUCGUGGGCGUGAAGAAGGGCGGGACGCGGGCGCUGCUGGAGUUCCUGCGGGCGCACCCCGGGGUGCGGGCGGUGGGCGCCGAACCCCACUUCUUCGACAGGUGCUACGAGAAGGGGCUGCGCUGGUACAGGAGCCUGAUGCCACGGACCCUGGAGGGACAGAUCACCAUGGAGAAGACUCCCAGCUACUUUGUCACCAAGGAGGCCCCGCGGCGCAUCUUCAACAUGUCCCGGGACACCAAGCUGAUCGUGGUGGUGCGCGACCCCGUCACCCGCGCCAUCUCGGACUACACGCAGACCCUCUCCAAAAACCCCUCCAUCCCCAGCUUCCAGGCCCUGGCCUUCAAAAACCUCAGCACGGGGCUGAUCGACACGAGCUGGAGCGCGGUGAGGAUCGGGAUCUACGCCAAGCACCUGGAUAAUUGGCUGCAGUACUUCCCGCUCUCCAAAUUCCUCUUUGUCAGCGGCGAGAGGCUGGUCAGCGACCCCGCCGGGGAGAUGGGCCGUGUCCAGGACUUCCUGGGGCUCCAGAGGGUGGUGACGGACAGACAUUUCUAUUUUAAUGAGACCAAGGGCUUUCCCUGCCUGAAGAAGCCGGAGGCGGGGAGCAAACCCCGCUGCCUGGGGAAAUCCAAGGGGCGGCCGCACCCCAAAAUCGACGGGCAGGUGGUGCAGCGCCUGCGGGAGUUCUACAGACCCUUCAACAUGAAGUUUUAUCAGAUGACAGGGCAGGAUUUCGGGUGGGACUGAGCCCAUCCCCAGGGCAAG
This is a messenger RNA of Hirundo rustica (Barn swallow), 1017 nucleotides long. It is a transcript of the gene HS3ST6, whose product is annotated as heparan sulfate-glucosamine 3-sulfotransferase 6. Lineage: Eukaryota; Metazoa; Chordata; Aves; Passeriformes; Hirundinidae. Gene Ontology annotation, molecular function: [heparan sulfate]-glucosamine 3-sulfotransferase activity. Bases 1 to 999 code for a protein of 332 amino acids. The record is from RefSeq and is a predicted model, not a curated record. The transcript has 2 exons.